UGCCUGACUUGCAAAUCAUGGUCAAUUCAACACAGACUUCUGGCCCUUUGCAGGCAUUGAGCGGUUACGUGGCAUCCUAUGGCUGGGGCCCUCUAUUGUCCGUUUCGCGCAGCACUUUGUUCAUUGUUAACCGUACUCAUCUCUCGAAUGGAUCUACGCUCACGUCGAACCUCUCCGCCAAGCUCUCGUAUUUGCUUCGCAAAACGAACACACUCACGACCGCUCGUCUCAACAUCGCCGCGCAUUAUGACAUCUCCAACGACAUGUUUGCCGCAUUCCUGUCCCCAGAUAUGACCUACUCCUGCCCAAUCUGGCUACCGAAGUCAGAUUCUCGUUCCUCAGAAGAGACGCUCGAGCAAGCCCAAAUGCGCAAACUUAGACGCUUCAUCACCAAUGCAAAGAUCAAGGCAGAUGACCAUGUCCUGGAGAUCGGCACUGGUUGGGGCAGUUUUGCCAUCUUGGCCGUACGAGAAACUGGAUGUCGCGUUACAAGUCUGACCUUGUCAAUCGAGCAAAAGGCGCUGGCCGAGAAAAGAAUUGCGGAAGCCGGAUUCACAGACCGUAUCGAGGUUCUCCUGUGCGACUAUCGCGCUUUGCCGACACCAAGAGAUGGAAAACUAUACGACAAGGUUGUGAGCAUUGAAAUGUUGGAAGCAGUGGGCAAGGAGUACCUUGAUACCUAUUUUCAAUGCGUCGAUAAGCUCUUGAAGCCUGAAGGAGGUGUUGCAGUGUUCCAGUGCAUUACGAUGCCCGAAANNCGUUAUGAUGCAUACAGCAACUCGGACGAUUUCAUCCGGCGAUACAUCUUCCCUGGCGGCCACCUUCCUACUGUCACACAACUCCUAGACUCUGUCAGAGCCGGCUCCUCUUGCAGGCUAAUCCCAGAGUCAGUGGAAAACAUCGGCCCACACUACGCAAAGACACUGCGACUGUGGCGCGAAGAAUUCAUGCAAAACUUCGACCAANAAAUCAAGCCUUCGCUGUUGGAGGAGCAUGAAGGCAUGACCGAAAAGGACGUUGACCUGUUCCGCAGAAAGUGGGAGUAUUACUUUGCUUAUUGCGAGGCUGGCUUCGUCACCAAAACCCUGGGUGAUGUUAUCUUCACCGUCGGAAGAGAAGGCUCGGUGGAAAUGAUGGAAGACGUGCCAGUC
Messenger RNA from Aureobasidium vineae, 1151 nucleotides. Lineage: Eukaryota; Fungi; Ascomycota; Dothideomycetes; Dothideales; Saccotheciaceae. The record is from the annotation of a GenBank genome assembly.